Neolamprologus brichardi is the source of this 4399-nucleotide messenger RNA. RefSeq names its product platelet derived growth factor d (gene pdgfd). Gene Ontology annotation, biological process: positive regulation of cell migration; positive regulation of MAP kinase activity; positive regulation of protein autophosphorylation. The record is from RefSeq and is a predicted model, not a curated record. Gene Ontology annotation, cellular component: membrane. Gene Ontology annotation, molecular function: growth factor activity; platelet-derived growth factor receptor binding. Lineage: Eukaryota; Metazoa; Chordata; Actinopteri; Cichliformes; Cichlidae.
AUGCAUUAGAAACUGGAAAACUAUGCGCGAUAUUUCUCAGUGGCCGAAUAGAUUUUUUUUAGUUGUUUCACAGAGAUAAGAAGUCCGGCGCCUACAGUCUCCAGUCUGACCGUGAGCGUGGCUAUAUUACCCUCCACCUGCGCUGAGCUAUUUCAGAGUUUUGCACUUGGUACGCCUGUGCGCGCAUAACUUUUUAAAGAAAGCAAAGACUUCCAUAUUUUUUGGCACUUUGGAACAAGACGGGGCAUAGAGUGCGUCAGACUUCAAGCGUUGGAAUCAACAAGUGAUUCCAAUUUACGGGUAAAGGAGAGAGCUUCUCAAAGCUCGCAGUUAUUGCAAACGUUAAUGGAAAGCUUUAGAUAACUUUUGAAGUACAUCAUUUUUCGCUUAAGCCACUAGAAGGCGAAGAGGACAUUUACUCAUUUUUAACCUAGCAUCAUUCUCAGCAACAUGAGAGGACCGGUGUUUUUCCACAUGUGGACGGUUCUAAUUUUGGGAACUUUAACAGGAGUCGUGAGGGCUCAGGUCUCUACGACCAAAGUAAUGAGGGGCAACAACAGAAGAGACGACUUGUACCGCAAGGAGGAAAACAUCACAGUAACGCCACAGGGUGGAGUCAUCCACAGCCCACGCUACCCCAACGCUUACCCUCGCAACCUGCUGUUGUCAUGGAAACUGCUGUCACCACCAGGGAGCCGCAUACACCUGGAGUUUGACGGACACUUUGGACUGGAGGAGGCUGAGAAUGGAAUGUGCAGGUAUGACUUUGUUGAAGUGGAGGACCAAUCAGAGACCAGCACUAUAAUUUGGGGUCGGUGGUGCGGGCAGAAGGCACCACCCAGUCUAAACUCGAAAACCAACAAGCUCAAAGUCACCUUCAAGUCUGAUGAUUACUUUGUUGCAAGGCCAGGAUUUAAAAUCUACUACUCACCACUGUAUGAGUCUCCUUUGCCUGCAUCGAACACCAACUGGGAGGCUGUCACCGUGCCCAUGUCGGACAGUGGUGGCGGGAAGGUGUCAGCGGCGGUCACAGAGCAGGCACCUUUUUCACUCGAUGAUUUAGACAGAACCAUAGCUGCCUUUGACACUGUGGAGCAGCUUCUCAGAUCCCUCAACCCAAACACAUGGAGACAGGACCUGGACAGCAUCUACACUCAAACACACAUACAUUAUAGAUCCAGGGCCUAUCACCUGGCAGGCAGACAUAAUAAAGUUGAUCUGAACCGGCUUCACAACGAUGUCAAGUGGUACAGCUGUACUCCUCGCAACUACUCUGUGAACUUGCGAGAAGAACUGAAGACCACCAACGCCGUCUUUUUCCCUCGAUGUCUGCUGGUGAAACGCUGCGGGGGCAACUGUGGCUGUGGUACUACUAACUGGAAUAAUGGUUGUACCUGUCAGGCCUCCAAAACAACGCUCAAACUGCACGAGGUGCUGAAGUACGCUCCAGACCCCAUUCGGUAUCAGCGCCAUCAGAGUCCAAAGGUUCGCUGGGUCAUUGAUGAAAUUUUCCUCUCACAUCAUGAACAGUGUGAGUGCGCGUGUCCCUCCCAGCCCCCUCGCUGAGGUGGGCACAUCUGGAACUGUUAGACGAGUUGUCCUUUCUAUCUAUUUUGCAAUGGACUUCAUAUAAUAAUAGCACCGCUGACAAACAUGCAGCAAAGAAGAAGGUAACAAUUGACUUGUAAACUGCAGCUAGCGUCAUGACUUACCUUUCCUCUGUCUAUGGGCCAAACCUGUAAAUCCUGUAAACACAACUCCCAUCCCAAUGUUUGCUAUUUACCAUUCCUGCAACUUGGUAUUUCUGUCUUCACUGUUCGUGCUGCAUUUAAACAUUACAUGUAUGGUAUGAGUGUUCACGUCUUCCAAAGAAAUCCCCAUUAAACUCAAUCCAAUUUCUUUCCUCCCAAAUUUUAAAACGUCAUUGUUGUAAACUUAAAUUUACAUUUUGAAGAAAGGAUUUUAAGGGAGGCCAGCCUGAUUGAACUGAACCUGAAUUUUUCUCUAAGGCCUAGAAAAGAAGUCUUUUACUUUUAUUUCACAUGUUUUAUUGCAUUUUUUGUUUUAAAUAAGACUGUUUCUAGAAACUUCAGGGAACUGCCAGGAGCAUGCUGAGAUGAGUGAGUGUGAAACAGAAGGGGGGGGGGAUGGGUUGAAGGAAGUUUACACAAAAAUAACACUUUAUCUUGAUAUGAACUACAACCUCCAGGCUAACUACAGCCCUCCACAUUAACACAUUUACAUGCACACACAUCCACUCCAGGCUUCCAAAACCCAAAAAACUGUAGUUAUUUAUACAGGAUCCUGAGGCUUCUUCUACUUUGUCUGGAUAUCACGCUCCUCGUUAUCUGUCCGUCCAUCCACACAGCUCAUGCGUCUUUCUUUUCUUUCUCUCUCGCUGCCUCCGAGUCGAACACAUCAAAGAAAAUGUCAGAUCCGGCUCCUGCCCCGUGCCCAAUUUUCCAAGCAUUCCUGGCAUUCCAGCUGCUAAGCGGAAUUCUGCUAACGCGGAUAAAACCGCGACACUUAGACCCUGAACGCACAGCAGAGGAAAGAGAGAGGGAAACAGGAAGUUUAUAGGAGAGGAGGCUGAUGGAAAAGGGGAAAUCGAGCCUUCUAUUUGUAGAUCACCAGCACGUCGGGAUAAGAGGAGCGCCAUGCUUUUAUGAUAGAUUCAAAUUUUUUCUUGUAUUUUCUAAAUGCUCGUGUGUGUCACAGUCUCACACGCUGCCCUGUAAGUUUGCAGAGAUCUGUGGGAAUUACCGUGAGCGAUGUUCUUGAUCUCUGCUCAUAACACAAGCAGCACUUGAGUGUGUGUAUGCGUGUCAGUCCCCCUGUAGCAGCGCAGGAAGAGGUCCUUUUGUUUAAAGGGUGGAGGGUUACCAACAGUCUGUAAGAGCUGGCAGCGGAUCCAAGGAUGUGAAUGCUCAGCAUGUGACUGUGUGUGCGUGUGUGUGUACCUGUCGGUUGAAUGGAGAGUCAAAGCAGCAAAGCUAGAAAUUAAAUGAAACGCUCACAUUGUAACACUGAAUUAUUAUUAAUAGAUGACAAAUCUGGGUAAGUUUAGGUAAAAUGACAGAUUUCUGAGGCUCUGCUGGAAAAGUGUACAGGUGUAUGUAGAAGGGACUAGAAGUGACUACAGAUACUUUACAGAACAAACAUCUAAACGUAAAUUAUGAUUUUUCUUUAAACAAAAGCCAAAUCAUCUAUGAAUCGCUAAUAUAUAUUUUUUAAUUUCUAUGUGUUAUUUCAUUGUUAGACUUUUGGUACACUCAGAAAAUUGUUUUUCUUAUCGAUUCUCAUUGGGUUCUCAUUGACUCUGCUUAGAGUCAUCACCAUCACUAAUCAGCAUAUCAGAGACAUUACAAGUUAAACUCAUGCUGUGUGGCCGACACACAGCAUGAAUUUAACUUCAGUUUUCCCCACUGUUGUCAUUGUGUUGGGGUCAUUACUCAAAAAGUAAUGUUUACACAUAUUACACAAAACACUUCUUAAAAGUAAUGCAGUACGUUACUUAAUUAUAACCAGGAGAAAGUAAAUCAUUAAACUACUCGUUAUGUUACCUGACCCAUGUCUUUGGACUGUGGGAAAAGGCCAGAGUACUUUCACAGAACCCACGCAGACGCUUAAAGAAGAUGCAAACUCCACAUACAAAGGCCCUGACUAGAUGGCCAGGACCUUAUUUCUUACCAUGCCACUGUGCCACUGUGUUUUGCCAGGUCAACAUUUUAGGCUAAAACGUUUUUAAAUGCAUAGUUUGUGUUGAAGUAACACAAGUGACUCAAGUUAACUUUCUCCAAUAAAUCCAACUUAAGCAGAAUCUUUAAAACCAACAGUAGUGAGGUUUGUUUUUUAGAGCGCAAAAGGACAUCGGCUGCUGCAGUUUCUGGACCAUGCAUAUAAAAUAAAGGAAUAGUUUUAACAUGCAAAUUGAUGUAUUAUAAAAGUAGCAGGACCUGUGGUUGUGCACCCGUGUGUGUGUGUGUGUGUGUGUGUGUAUGUGAGCGUGUGCAUCCUGUGUCUGCCAGUUUGCUGCUGUUAUCAGCACAUUCCAGUGACAUGCUCUUUUUUCCAUGUAGCUGUUUUGUUUUUUCCUACAGCUCUUGAAUAUGAGAUCACAUGUAUCUCAGCGUAAAACUUUAACUAGUUUCUUAGAUCAAACACAAACAGAGGGCCUUUGGGAACAUUUGAGAUUAUCGUACUUUUCAAAGAGAUUUGUUUCAGUUUCCCUUCCCAGAAUUUCAACAGGUGGCUAAGUAGUUUUAACUCAGAGAAAAGCUGCUGAUGUCUGUUUUAACGAACAAAAGUCAACCUCUGUUGCUCCAUUCGAAAUAUAUUAAAGACAAAACUGUAUGCUUUACCUAAAUAAUUUAUUGUCUUUUUCUGUUGUUUUAUUAAA